CAGGUAAGAACGUUUAAUAUUCACGCUGCUGAUGUGAGAAAUGCUUUUCUUUAUUACGGCUGCAAAAUGAAACAUUUAUUAUUGUUAAUUUAUUACGUGUUAAUAAUAAUUUAUUAACACUGUCGUGUAAAAUAUGCUUAAACUAAUAUAAUGAAUAAAUGUGUUACUAAACUGAAAGUGAAAGUUUAUAUCUUGCACCAAAAACACGAUUCUUAUCUACAUUUUCGGCAUUUAGCAGACACUUUUAUCCAAAGCGACUCACAAUUAUGACCUGAACAUGAUUUUGAGCAGUUGAGGUUAAUGGUCUUGCUCAGGGGCCCAACAGUGGCAACUUAGCAGUGGUGGGGCUUGAACCGGCAACCUUCUGAUUACUAGUCCAGUACCUUAACCACUGAGCUAUCACUGCCCCUGAAGAUAAAAUUCUGGACUAUUAAUGUGCAUCUCCUUAUAUUCAGUGAUUCAUUUAUUUAUGUAACUAUUCAUUUGUUAGUUAUGAUGCUGUAUAUCACAGUGUUAUUAGAAAGAAACCAUGUAAACAGGAAACACUGAUCUAAAAGCACUGAUCUAAUGUAAAAGAAUAUUGCUGAACUGUGAUAAUAACAUGAAUUACAGCCCUAAGUGGAGAAAAAGACAUAUUUUGUUUAUACUGACGCCAUUUCUACCCAACAGUUACAUUCAUGUAAUAAACAAUGAACAAAAUUAUUAUUUUUUGUGGCAGAGUGGCGCAAAGGGUAGUGCUGUUGCGUCACAGCAAGAAAGUCCUGGGUUCGAUUUCUUAGCAGGCUGGGUGAGCAGGGGUCAGUGUGGGUUUCCAUCAGGUUCUCCGGGUUUUCUCUCACACACGCAAAAACAACUGGAGCUGCAAAAUUUACUCGUGUGUGUGUGUGUGUGUUCUGUGAUGGACUGGCGACCUGUCCAGGGUGUUUCCUGCCAUUUGCCCAGUGAAUUAGUAUUUUGCAUAGAAAAUAGGACAAUCUGAUUUUUUUGCUGUUCUCACUCUUUAACGGUUCUAACAGGCACAUCAGUUAUACAUCAAUAACAUCAAAUAAAUAAAAUAUUCUCAUAUUUAUAGCAACAGUAUGGUGAAGGGCCUUUCCUUUAUUUCUGUGCACAAACAGCCAUUUUCAAACAGUGUUUUAGUUUGUAAACCUAAUCACUCUUUUUUGUCUUCAACAUGCCGUGCCAACAUCUGAGGGCGUGUCAGGCUGUAGAGGAACAAGAACGUUCUCUUAUCACAAAUAGUUGAUCCAUACUACCUGUACAUCUGUAACAGCUGCACAAAUCCUCACAGGUGAAGAUGGCGUCCCCCGCCGAACGGUUCCUGAAGGUCCACAGGAGUGAAAUCGUGGGCCGAGUGAAGAGCGUAAACGGUCUGGCUGAUUGUCUGCUUGAGAAGGAAGUGAUUUCUAAGGAAGCAUUGAAUGAGAUCAGUAGCCAGAAACCAGAAGAGGAGCAGAUGAGGACAGUUUAUAAGCAUCUGAACAGCAGUAAGGCCUAUGAAUUAACAUUAGAAUGGCUGAAGAGACACGAGUCUCAUGUGAUGGAAGAUCUGGCAGAAAAGACAGAGACUCCGGAACCGAGCCACUCGAGAGAAAAAAGACAGAGAAUCCAGAACCAUGAAGCCAUGGAUGAAACAGAUUGUGAUCUCCAAACAUCACCAGAUCUCAAGACCUUAUCCACCAUGGCCAAACUGGACGACUGGGUCUCUGAUCCUAAAAUCAGUGAAAAACUGGUUAAUGACCUGAAGGAGAAGCUUGCUCAGGGUGAAAUGGAGGGUUUGGAGGAUUAUCUGAAGGACAUAAAGCUGAAAAAGAGUCUGUGUCUCACUGCUAAAGAGAUCAACGAGAUCAGACAGAGAAAAGAUCUUCGUUCAUUUCUUACAGACGUUAAAGGAGCCAAAUUUCCUAAAAAUACACUUGACCACUUUUUUGAGAAGGUCAGAAGUAAGGCCUCAACAGCCAAGAAAAAGCCUGAACAGUACAGUAAUUACGACGACUCCAUAAACCAUAAUGCAGAUGAUUUGAACAGCAGUGGAUACGGAUCUUCAUGCAGCUCAAGUUUUAAUAGCAGAGUGUUUCCUCACACUGUGUUCCCAAAUGAGGACGUGUUCAUAUGUGAAGGUGUCACUGAUGUCAGUCACACACACAACAUGGAGGUCACGGAUUACGAGUCCAAAAGCGCAGACCUAGACUUCAAAGCGGACGUUCCACACCCAACAGAAAACGCAGAUCAGAUUCAGCAAGCUGUCAGAAGCAGUGGAGGAACCAGGGAAUUAAAAGAAAAGCAGGAAAUGGACGACACUGACUGUCCUCCUCAAACAUCCUCUCAAAACCUUUUUUAAUGUUCCUCUGUUUGCCAAAAAGAGCAAGUUGUCCAGCUACAGUCCAAGCUACAGGACAAAGUCGAUACCUCAUUUGAAGAAAGAGCGGUGGUCUGGUUGUGGAAGGUUUGGAGCCAGAAGAUAAGCAGCAGAGCAGUUACAAUCAUGGAGAUGAUUUUGAUGAGCCGGAUGGACCACAAGGAAUGAUCAUUUUUCCAAAGCUUGAAGACGUUCCCCCUAGUACUUGGAGCCGAGACCUUCAACUACAGUCCGCAGAUGGUGGACGGCUAGAAAAACGCACGGACACACUAAGGAACACGGGUGAAGAGCUUAAGAAAGCCAACUGCUCCAACAUGUCUUCAUUAAAGAACCCAAAACCAAAAAGAGAGAAGAGGAGGAACGUGGAAGGACAGCCGAACAGAAGAAUCGAGCAGUACGGCACUGUGCUUUGUAACUGGUUAAUGAAUCAAUGCAGCGGCAGUGAGGAGGAGUUCAAGAAAUUAUUCGACCGUAUCUCAGUAAAACACGUAGUAGAACACAGCGAGUACCCGUUCUUCAUAGCUGAAAACAUCACAGUGUUUAAGAACCCACAAACUGGUGAAGAACAGAUCAUCGUCGUGAAGGAUGAGAAGAAGAACUCCACAGAGACCACAAGUCUGAUCCAUUAUCAGAUGUUUGUGUGUGACAUUCAGAAAACUGUCCUCUUAGGUUCUAAAGAGCCUAAAGAGAAGCAGAUCGGCUUUGAGGAGUCCGAGGUUCCUGUAAAUCGCUGCCUGAGGAGCAUCCUGGAGGUGUUCGCUCCUGCUCUCGCUGUGUUCAAAAAUAUUCAAAGAAAAGAAAGACUGGACUCGUAUCUGAAAACGAUCCAAGGGCGGAAAGAAAAUCCUCGUUAGUGUAUUUGUGGAGGAUCAGAGAACAGUACAUGGAACAGGAGUUUUGCCUAGGUUACAAACCCAAACUGUCAUCUUACGCUGGGAAAAUACGUCCAUUUGUUCAGAUAUAAUCCAAGAUUUUGAUUAUUUCUCAAUAUUUUGAGUCUUUAACGUUCACGGCUUCACACUGCAGCCCCGAUCAUGAAUGUUUUUUAAUCCAUUGUUUUGUUUCCACACUCGUCGACUGGCUGAUUAAGGACGUCUGUGCUGAAAAUACUCAGAAAAAAAAUAUUUACUGUUUUUUUAUUUCUUUUAUUGAUUUUUAAAACAAUACCUGCACAAAGCUGUAAAAUUUCUCCUAUUUUUGCAUAUUUGUCACACAGAAGUUUCAAAUCAAACUACUUUUAAUAUCAGACAGACUGAAAAAAUCAUUCCAACCUUCUGAGACCGCAUUCCAACAGAAGAACAUCGUACCAGGGUUUUUAAUCACACACGACUCCUACAUACAGGAGCAGCCGAAAGAAGAAAAGAAAUCUCAUUUUUUAUGUUUUUUUAGGUUUGACAGGGCAGUGGUAGCUCAGUAGUAAAGGUACUAGAUCAAAAGGUCACUGGUUUAAGCCCCACCACUGCCAAGCUGCCACUGUGUACUUUGGUGUCCUGCACAGAAAACUGAAGCUGAACGUUUUAAAGUUUAUGUUCCACUAAUUCAGUCACUGUAUAAGAUCAGCUGUUAAUAUUAAUAAAAUCCCAAGAAUAAAACUGAGCAUUUUAUCUUUUUUAUCACUCAUGUCAUGAUAUGAUUCCAGUAGUUUUCAGCAGUGUUGGACUUUGCCUCAUUAUGACGUCCACACACUUUAUUAUUCCAACCGCAGUGAGGGUCACAAGAACCUCGGUAAACUAACACAGAGCUCCACAAUCCAACCACCACAAAGGAUCCAGACUGACGAAGCUAUGGGUGCAAUAAAUCUCAGGUCUGUAUCCACCACUGCCAAACUGGAAGAAUGGGUCUCUGAUCCCAGAAUCAGCCAAAACCUGAUUGAUGACCUGAAGGAGAAGCUCGCUCAGGGUAUAAUGGAGGGUCUGGAGGAUUAUCUGAAAGACAUGAAGCUGAAAAAGAGUCUGUGGGUGUGUUCGAAAACCUAGGGAGCUGCCUUGCUGUCUUACUGUCUACAUAGGCAGCUGACUUAGUAGAGAGUAUUCUAAUAAGUCAGUGACUUAAAAGGCAGGUUAUUCGAACGCACUACUUAGAUAGCGAUAACAUCGGGUUUAGCAUUUCACGUUUAGCAUUUAGCAUCUUGCCAUUAAAACCAAUAAACUGAGGUAGCACAGCACGCUAACGUCAAUAACAUCUCCCUUCAUGUACCGAUAACGGUUAAAUUUCCUGACAAGCCCGAACUUGCAAAUAAAAACACUCGGUACAAGUUUAUACAAGUUAAAAAUCAGUAAUAUUUUAUUUACGUUUGAAAAUAACUCCAUUCGUUUCUCCGCCCCGUCAGCCAUGAAUGCUGGGAUUGUCUUGAUCACUAAGGCAGCGUCGGAGCUCACUCGUUCUUGAGCCAAAAUAACAUUGAAAUAAUAAGAUGCCUCAGAAGUGAGGAUUUUAAGGCAUCUAGGAUUUCGAACAGCCUCCUUCUCGGGAGCGCGCACAGGAUGACGUAAAAUGCUGCCUAUGUAGACAGCACACUAGCUUUUCGAACACACCCUGUGUCUCACUGCUGAUGACAUGGAUAAGAUUAGAAACAACGAUGAACUUGGGUGGUUCCUUGAUGUGAUGAACGGUACUAAAUUCCCUUUAGGUUUACUGGAUUUGUUUUUUCAGAAGGACACAGACCUACCGAAUCAUUUACAGGUGUGUGAGGUGGGAGAAUAAUAAUAAUAAUACUUUAAAUUUAUAUAGCGCCUUUCAAGAUACCCAAGGUCGCUUUACAUCGAACAAUAAACAGUUCAGUGAGGUACAAAAGAAAACAUAGUUAAUUGAAGAGAUGGGUUUUUAACAGAGAUGUAAAUUGUGGAAGUGAAGAGACAGAGCGAAGAGAAGAAGGGAGAGCGUUCCACAGAGUGGGGGCAGCCACACUAAAUGAUCUGCCACCCAAGGUUGACAGCCUAAAUCUAGGUGUGGCCAGCAGGCCAGCAUUGGAGGACCUGAGUGAACGCCUGGGUUUGUAAGGUGUCAGCAGAUGGUAGAGGUAGACCGGGGCAAGUCCAUGAAGGGCUUUAAAAGUAAGGAGUAGUAUUUUAAAUUGGAGGCGUUUAUGCACAGGGAGCCAAUGCAAUUGCUCCAAAACCGGGGUGAUAUGGUCGUGUUUUCGAGUGGAUGUGAGGAUCCUGGCCGCAGCAUUUUGAAUAAGUUGUAGAGGGCGUAUCGACUUGUUAGGAAGACCAUAGAGCAGUGAGUUGCAAUAGUCCAGCCGAGAAGUAACAAAAGCAUGGACCAAAAGCUCUGCUGUCUGAGGUGAAAUCAUGGGGCGAAGACGAGAAUUGUUACGUAGGUGGAAGUAAGCAGACUUUGUGAUGGAGCGGAUGUAGGGCUGAAAAGUUAGGAGAGGGUCGACUGUCACACCAAGGUUCCGUGCAGUAGCAGCAGGAAAAACAGAGGUGUUCCCAAUGAGAAGAACAGGGCAAGAGAAAGAGGAAAGUGCAGCUUUCGAGCCAAUAUACAGAAGCUCAGUUUUAUCAGUAUUUAAUUGAAGAUAAUUCACCCGCAGCCAUAGGAUGAGAUCUUGAAGACACCUGGAGAGAGCAGUAGGAGGAAAGGGAUCAGAGGGCCUAAGGCUAAGAUAAAUCUGUGUGUCGUCCGUGUAGCAGUGGAAUUUUAACCCGUGAUUUCGGAAAAUUUCACCCAGGGGAGAGAUGUAUAGAAUAAAUAGCAAUGGUCCAAGGACCGAGCCCUGCGGCACACCCUGAUGUAUGUAUGCAUUAUUUGAGACAUGGCACCCUAGCUGCACAAAAUGUUGCCUGUCAGAGAGGUAUGAUUUAAACCAUGCAAGUGGCAGGCCGGAAAGACCAAUAUUGGACAGUCUGGACAGAAGAAUAGUGUGGUUUAUAGUAUCAAAUGCGGCAGUGAGUUCGAGAAGUAGAAGCAUAGAGACCAGCCUUUUGUCAGCGAACAGAAGGAGGUCAUUUAAAACGCAAAGCAAUGCAGUCUCUGUACUAUGAUAUGGACGGAAACCAGAUUGAAAAUCUUCGAGCAGGUGAUUAGAAUUUAAGAAAUCAAGCAGCUGGGAUGCCACGACUCUUUCGACUGCAGCGAGUUUCCAUGAUGGAGGAACAUAGCCAGAAGAAAGUGAUAAAUUGACCAUGUGACAGAUAGGGGCAGCAAAAGCAGGCACAGAGGACUGAAGGAGGAAGGUAGGGAUUGGGUCUAGACGGGCGGAUGUGGUAGACUUUGACUUAGUGAUGAUUUGUGAAACUUCAGCAAAAUCAACUGGUAGGAACAAAGAGAAAAGUUCAGAACCAGGCACCAGCGAAAGAUGGGAUGGGGCAUAUGCAGGUGCACCCUGAAGCCCCCUAUAGAUAGUUGACACCUUGUCACUAAAAAAGUUAAGGAAGGCCUCACACAAACCAGGGGAAGGGACAACUGGGUCACUGGGGGGGCAUACUAGUUUUUUGACUGUGGUGAACAGCCGUUUAGGAUUUUGACCAGCUUUUUUAAACACCUCAGUGUAGUACAAACAGCGAGCUUUAUUUAGGGCCGCUUUAUAAUCGGCCACGUGGUCCGUAAAUGCCAAAAAAUGAACCGUGAGGCCAGAUUUCUUAUAACGCCGCUCUAGGCGCCGACCCAACGUUUUGAGGGCACGAAGCUCGCCGUUGAACCAGGGUGCAGAAUGAGAGGAAGGCACAAACCGGGACUUAAUCGGUGCCAGGGUGUCAAAAAUCCUUGCCAGUGUUGUGUUGUAUGAUAGUGUAGCCUCAUCGAGAGAGUGAAGUAAACAGAUGUCAUUGAAAUGAGACACACUAAGAAGAGUAGACAGGGAAGAGGGAUCAGCAGCAGAGAGAUUUCAGUAUGAACGUAGCAGUUUGGGAUGAGACUUGGGAACGGGUAAGGAGGCACAGAAGGAAAUAAAGAGGUGAUCAGAUAGGCCGGUAGAGUGCCCAGAGAAUUUACUGACAAUCCCAUUAUUAGAACAGAUGACAUCUAGAAUAUGACCAUAUUUGUGAGUUGGAAAAUAAAUAAAAAGUUGGAGAAGAACCCUCAGCCAGUAGUUCUGCACCUUCAGCUCUGAACAAGGACAAUGAAAAGCUUAGAAGAAAGGAAACACAGCACCGAGUUCUUCUGGAUUGGGCAAUGAAACUAUGUGAUGGGAGUGAGAAAGAGUUAAGCAAGGUUCUUGAGAACAUCUCAAUAAGAAAUGUGGUAGAACACAGUGAGUACCCAUUUCUUGUAGCAGAAAAAGUCAUGGUGUACAACGAACCACUAACUGAAGAACAAAAAAACCUCAUGAAGUACAAUAAAGUAGAAAUUGACAAACAAAAAAAUCCUGGUCAUCACUGAUGAAAAGAGAAACUCGGUCAAAAUGAUGAAUCUGAUUAAUUAUCAGAUGUUUUUGUGUGACAUUGACACAACAAUCAUGUUAAGGCCCGAAGAACCUAAAGAGCAGCACAUCAAGUAUAACGAGACUCUGGUUCCUACCAAUCUGUGUCUGAGGUGCAUUUUAGAGGUUUUCCUCCCCGCUCUGGCCGUCUUAAAAAAAAAACAGAGAAAAGAGAAGUUUUCACACCAGAAAACAAACGAGUAAUAAUAAACCUCAGUGAUCUCAGUUCAUCUCAGUGCACGUGGAACAUCAUUCUGUUCAUUUAUUUAUGUUUUAUAGAGUAAAAGUUUAUUUCCUGGAUGUGACCUGAAGUAAAUGUACAAUCUUCAAAACGCUUUGAUGAUUUUUACUUUUAGUGAAGAUGUUCUCUACAUUACUCUUUAUCACAUAUGUAACAUGAUUCAUGUGCACAAAUGAUAAAUGUGAUAUUCUUUUGUUUUCGCCGAGCGAAAAUCAGGGCAAAAAUCGUGUAGUGUGAACCAGGCAUAAUAUGUAAAAGAUAGUGGUGCUAAAUUCGGUUCAUUUUAUGGACUCAGGUUAAUCUGAGUCACUCAGUAAUGUGAUCCGGUUCACUUGAGUCAUUUGAGUCACUUGAGUCACUUUACUGACAUCUUGAUUGCGAUUGAUUUACUGCAUGAAAAUGCAUCUAGAUAUCACUUGUCCUCCGUGCUCUUGUCUUCUGUAAAUAAAUCCUUCUCUCUUAAUUCUCUUGUCUCCUCACACUUCUCCUGUCAGUGACAAGUUGACACUUUUUUCUAAGUGGAAUCUUGAUCAUGGGGGAGAGGGGGGUGGACUCACCUAGCAAUCAGAUGGGUAUAUUAAUGGGUCAAGGGUUCAAGGGGGAUGGUCAACAAUAAAUUGCCAUUUUAACUUCACCCAGUCAGGCAGCCACAGUGGCACAAAAACAAACAGUCAAUAAAUUACCAUGGGGGCUAUGAUACUCCUUAAGUGGUACAGUAAUUAAGUAGUCUGUAAGCAUUUGCAUGUUAAUAAUAAUAAUAAUAAUAUAACUAUAUUUUGUUGUUGUUCUGCUUACAAGGAAAUAUGCUGCAUUACUAAUCUACAUCACUACUACUGAUAAUAAUAAUAAUAAUAAUAAUAAUAAUAAUAAUAAUAAUAAUAAUAAUAACGUGCAUAAAAUCAGCCACAUAACGAACACCAGUGUGUUUAACCGCUUGUUUAUCAGAAUAUUUAUCUUAUUACUGAGAUUCACGGACUGGAGUGAAGCCGGUUCAGCCAAAUCAUCCCGGUGUUUCCGUGAGUCUGAUCACUGGUCUUGUGUACUUAACAGCAGCCAGUCAGAGGACUUAUAGGAUCCAGGUUCAUUGACAUCUCAGACUCGUGAUUCCUGAUUCAGUACAAAGAUUCGAAUCAUUAACCCGGGUGAUUCAGGAACCACCCAGCUCUAGUUUGCACACACACACACACACACAAACACACACACACACACACACACACACAAGUCCAAUUUUUGAUAAAACGGGAGAAAGGUACUGAAUGUAGCCGAGAAAAAAACUGAAACGUAAGUAUCGAUCCCAUCACGUUGGUAUCGAUCCGAUUCCAGUACCAACGUUGGUAUCGAUACUAUCGAUAUUUGGAUCGAUCCACCCACCACUAGUGUGAGAAUAAUAGAAUAAGGAAGUUACUUCUGAGCUCUACAAUCCAGCCACCUGAAAGGUAAGUGAAGAUUUACCACAAACAACAGCUUCUAAAAUCAGAACUUUGUGUUUUUAAAGCUCUACAGGUUUAAUAAUGAAGAUUAAUUGGUGUUUUAAGUUUACUUAUGUUCACACUACACGACUUUCCAAGUGGUCAGGUCGCUGUACAGUUCUCACUACACGACUGGAUCUCUUGUAAUCGGGAGUCUUUCAGGUCGGUGUGUAUUUUACACUACACGACUGAUGGGUGAUAGGGGGUUUCACACACUACACCAUCUAUCACCAACUGGAAUCGCAGGCGAGCUUCUCUGCUCUCCCAAACUACGUUCUGUCACAAAAACAAACGUGAGAAGUGACGAGGGGUUUAAUGAUACCACGUCCAAAAAUGCACGUCAACAAGUAGCGAGCGAUCAAAGUUUGUGUGCUGAUGUGCAGCGUAAAAUCAAAGAGAAAAAUAAAUGAAUCUGAGUGGAUUUGGCAACACGACCAGCAUGGAUUGUUCUGUAGUGAGUUGGAGGUUAAUAAAUAUUGUUUGCAAUGCAGCGUGGGUGUUUUGUAGAGAACGAUAAGGUCAGAAAUACUGUAAAGGUUGUGUGUGUGCUGAUGUAUUCUGAUAUAAACUAUAUUACGCCCCUGUCCCACCUGUUUACACUCCUCCCCUGCGUUUCCCCUCACACCGUAUUUUGCGUUCCCAUUGGCUGUUUGACACAGCACUCAUUGCCAGUCGGGCAACUCAGAUUCAAAUAUCUGACAUGCUAGAUAUCUCUCUUCAGUCGUUUGGAUCGAGUUGUUGAGUAGUUCACACAUAGCGAUUGAGAGUCGAGUUUCAAUCGCAGAGCGAACGCCGAGUUGCUCCCGAGCGCCGACCAGAAAAUCUGGGCAAAAGUCGUGUAGUGUGAACCAGGCAUAACUUUCAUUAGACGGAAAGUAAAAACUCUGUUUAGUCUAGAAAUAUGAUUAGCUGAAAAGUUUACAGUUUUAUGUUUAUAUUUUCCAUGUUCUUAAAGUUUUUUUUGUGUUGAUUCUGUCGCUGGAAAUAAAACAAAUAAAAAGUAUGUGGAUGCCUGAAACACAUUAUUGACGAUUCUGUUUGGCUUUCUGUGACAUUAGUGUGACAAAAAUAAUGACCAGAGCAUGAAAGCAAGUUUAAAUAAACCAAGACUUGUUAAAUAGAUUUAAAAAUAGUAAAACUUUAAAGUAAAAUACACCCACACACACACACAGGAAAUCUACAGAGAACUUCACACGUGUUGGAGGAGGCAGCGCUGCUGUGUAACCGGCGCCAAAGUGCACAGAAUUCAAUCCUAACUGAGACACUGUGAAGGAAAACCUCUCUAUUACACACACACACACACACACACACACACACACACACACACACACACACACACACACACACACAAAUACAAACCCAAGUUAAACCAGAGGGAAAACUGACAAUUUUUUUCAAUUUUGAUAAAAAAAUUUUUAAACCUGUGUUCAAUUAAAAUAGUCCAAAAACAAGAUUUGUUUUAUGUACCAUGGAUUCAGAGAUUGCGAUCUUAGCGCAGGUCCCAAGCCCGGACAGAAAUAGGAGGGUUGUAUCAGGGUAUUUGGGGAAAAACUGUGCCAAGUCUGAGGACCAGAUUUUUCCACACUGGGUCAUUUGAUUUUAUAUACAGUACAAGACAAGAACUGUAUUAUUUAAACAAAUACGCUAAAAUUAAAUAAAUCAGGAAGGAGCAAAUUCUUUUUCAUGCUGUAUUUAUGGUUUAGUCUGUAUUUUAUUGAAUUUUUUUUUUCAUUAUGUGCAGGAUCCAGACUAAUGUAGCUAUGGCUGCACUAACUGAAAUCAUUCAGUGUGACAAACAUACAGUAACUGAGACUUUCAAACAGACGGGGGGCCAAAAGGUUCUUACAGCACUGUAGGUGUACAUGUGCGUUUAUGCCUGGUUCACACUACACGAUUUUUGCCCUGAUUUUCGUUCGCGACUGGUCAGCGCUAGAUUUGCCGGCUCGGGAACAACUCGGCUUUCGUCAAAGCGAGAUUUCUAGUAUGUCAGAUAUCUGAUCUGAGUUGCCCAACUGGCAGUGAGUGUUGAACAGCCAAUAAGAACGCAAGAUCUGGUGUGAGGGGAAACGCAGGGGAGGAGUGUAAACAGGUGGUACAGGGGUGUAAUAUAGUUUAUAUCAGAAUACAUCAGCACACACACGAGUUUUACAGUAUUUCUGACCUUAUUGUUCUCUACAAAACACCCACGCUGCAUUGCAAACAAUAUUUAUUAACCUCCAACUCACUAUAGAACAAUCCAUGCUGGUCGUGUUGCCAAAUCCACUCAGAUUCAUUUAUUUUUCCUCUUUGAUUUUACGCUGCACAUCAGCACACAAACUUUGAUCGCUCGCUACUUGUUGAGUGUAUUUUUGGACGUGGUAUCAUUAAACCCCUUGUCACUUCUCACGUGUGUUUUCGUGACAAAACGUAGUUUGGGAGACCAGAGAAGUUGGUGAUCCAGUUGGUGAUAGAUGGUGUAGUGUGAAACCCCCUAUCACCGAUCAGUCCUGUAGUGUGAAAUACAGACACACCUGAAAGACUCCCGGUUACAAGAGAUCCAGUCAUGUAGUGUGAACUGUACAGCGACCUGAUAACUCGGAAAGUCGUGUAGUGUGAACUUGGCAUUAGUUAUCUUACAAUAAAUGUUUUAUGUUGAUGAUUUUUUUACUAUCUGAAAAUUGUCUAAAUUUAAAACAGAUCUCAGGUCUGUAUCCACCAUGGCCAAACUGGACGAAUGGGUCUCUGAUCCCAAAAACAGCCAGAAUCUGAUUGAUGACCUGGAGAAGAAGCUCGAUCAAGGUGAAAUGAAGGCUCUGGAGGAUUAUCUGAAAAAUAAGAAGCUGAAAAAGAGUGUGUUUUUAUGCUGAUGACAUGGAUAAGAUUAAAAACAACGAUGAACUUGGGUGGUUCCUUGAUGUAAUGAACGACACUACAUUCCCUUUAAGUUUACUGGAUUUGUUUUUUCAGAGGAACACAGACUACAACCCGUCGAAUCAUUUACAGGCAUGUGAGGUGGGAAAAGAACCCCUUAGCCAGUAGUUCUGCACCUUCAGCUACGAACAAGGACAAUGAAAAGCUUAGAAGAAAGUGCAGGAGCGAGUUCUUGUGAAUUGGGCAAUGAAACAAUGUGAUGGGAGUGAGAAAGAGUUAAACAAGGUUCUUGAGAACAUCUCAAUUAGAAACAUGGUGGAAAACAAAGAGUACCCAUUUUUUGUAACUGAAAAUGUCAUGGUGUACAACAAACCACUAACUGAUGAGGAAGAAUCAGGAAGUAGGUUCUACAGCCAAGCACGUAGAGAACGUAAAAUUCUGGUCAUCACUGAUGAAAGGAGAAACUCGGUCAAAAUGAUGAAUCUGAUUCAUUAUCAGAUGUUUGUGAGCAACAUUCACACAACAGUCAUGUUAAGUACUAAAGAACCUAAAGAGCAGCACAUCAAGUAUAACGAGACUCUGGUUCCUACCAAUCUGUGUCUGAGGUGCAUUUUAGAGGUUUUCCUCCCCGCUCUGGCCGUCUUAAAAAAAAUGCAGAGAAAAGAGUUUGUUUUCACAGUUUAAGUUGUUUUUACACCUGAAAACAUGUAAUAAUAAACCUCAGUGAUCUCAGUUUAUCUCAUCAUCAUUCCCUCCACUCAUUUAUGUUUUACAGAAUAAAAGUUUAUUUCCUGGAUGUGACCUGAAGUAAAUUUUACUUUUAGUGAAGAUGUUCUCUACAUUAUUGUUUAUCACAUAUGUAACAUGAUUCAUGUGCACAAAUGAUAAAUGUGAUAUUUUCUUUUGUCUUCUUUCAAUAAAGUAAAGACACACCGCUCA
Trichomycterus rosablanca is the source of this 13223-nucleotide messenger RNA. RefSeq lists its product as uncharacterized. Gene Ontology annotation, biological process: regulation of apoptotic process. The transcript is spliced from 8 exons. The record is from RefSeq and is a predicted model, not a curated record. Lineage: Eukaryota; Metazoa; Chordata; Actinopteri; Siluriformes; Trichomycteridae. The coding region runs from base 1298 to 2341 and encodes 347 amino acids.